CAAACCAGACGUGCGCUUACUUGUACUGUACUUCCAAUUUCGCUCGAUCGUGGUAAGCUUAAACGCGGACAGGCAGGAAAAAAAAGAAAAUAAACGGGCACAAAAAAUUCUCGACAGAUUAAAAAUUUUAAAAAAAUAUGAGUGUUGUUUAUGUGUAGAUAUUAGUGUUUUGUUUAUUUUGCAAACCGUGAUGGCGAAAUCAACAUUGUUACUUCGUCAAUCCUUGUUCCACCGCCCCAGACGCCCCGUCUGCUCCUCUUCCACGGUGAGGUCAUCGACCUCCCCACAGCGAUGGAAAGCAGCCCCUGCGCCGGCGCCUACUCCUGUGCCUCUGAAGCCCUUCGUUGACAUUCCGGGACCCCUGGCCUUGCCCAUGUUGAGGCAUUCGGCUCAUGUUUUGCCCAGGAUAGGUAGCUUCCACCACGCCGUAGGCCUAGGGCUCCUGGAGCGUCUCCGAGUGCGCUACGGGGAGCUGGUCCGGCUGGCGAAGGGCUCGCGCUCGCGGCCCGUGCUCUACGUCUUCCACCCCGACAUGAUGCGAGAGGUUUACGAAAGCCGAGCUACAGAGUCGCCUCGUUGGGAGAAAUCACCGUUGUGUGAACAGAGGAGAUCUACUAGCCAAUGUCCUAUCACUGGAAAUGAAACUAAUGCCAUUUGGGCGGGAAUUCGCAUGCUCUUCCAAGAUGGCGCAUUAUCGAAAAAUUACGAGAAAGCAUUUGAAGAUAUUGCAACUGACGCCACUAACAGACUUGAAGCCCUACGCUUUGCUGACAACGCCCUGAAUGAGGAACUGGAGACGGAGGUGUACCGCUGGGCCUUGGAGACCGUGGGCAUGAUGAUGUUUGGCAUCAGGCUGGGCUGUCUGGACGGGGAUGUGCAUGUCCCGACUCAAGAAAAUAAGACACCAGAAAAAACGUCAAUGGACGACGACACCCCGGACCUCUGUUCCCUUUCCAAACGUUCCGUGGACGAGCUGAAUCCCGCAGAACGCCUUGUGAGGUGUACCCGGGAAAUAGCUGAUGGUAGCUACUUGAUGCGCAGCGAAGACACCCUCAAAAGCGAGUCGCAUGUCUUCAACAAGGCUCUGAAGGCAUUUGAUACACAUGUCAGCCUCACCGAUCAUUUCCUAACACGAACCCUUAAAGACCUGGACUCUGGUAUCACGAGACCUGAACAAAUACUCCUCGACAAACUACGGCCCCUGGACAGGCGGAUACUCCCAUUAUCAUCAGACAUGCUCCUUGCUGGAGUAGACCCUCUAGCCCAAACAGCUCUGAGCAUGUUCUACCAGCUCUCCCUCCACGCGGCGCAACAACAAAGAGCUCACGAUGAAGUGGCCUGGUCUGAAGCUUCGAAAGACGCCGGCGCCGAAGCUGAUGAGAUGCCGUACAUUGCUGCGUGUGUUCGAGAGGCGAUGAGACUGCUUCCAGCCACGGGCGGCGUUGUACGACGAAGCAAGGAACCGUUGGCUGUUGGAGGUUAUGAAAUACCUGAGGGGACAGACAUAGUCCUCGCACACGGAGUCAGCUCCAAAUCAGACAAGGAAUGGAGCAGACCCAAGGCCUUUAUCCCAGAAAGGUGGUGCAGUGAAGGUUGGGAGCCCAUCAGAGCUUCAAGGGCCCAUAACUUCGCUUCCAUGCCCUUCGGUGAAACCUGCCCCGCCACUGGAAUAGCCAACACAAUGCUAUCCCAACUAGCGAAGAAAGUAUUGGAAAAAUAUAGGCUGGAGUGGCACGGCCCGGCGCCAAAUAUGAUCACAACGGGGGUCAAUAAACUGCAGCCGCCAUUUUAUUUCGUAUUGCAAAAUGCGGCUUGAUUUUGUGCUGUGAUAUUUUUAGAUUGCGUGUUCCGUCAGGGUCGGAUUUAGGGAGCUUUAAGGCCCUUGGGCCUCCUGAUGAUUGUGGCCGACCUACCGAUUACGAGAUGCAUGCAAUAUGUAAUUUACAGCUCUCUAAAAUAGACAUAAAAAUUCAGAAUUGAUAACCAAAUAAGUACCUACCUCUUAUAGAUUGAGGUAGUCGCAACAUUACGAACUAAAUGUUCGCACAAACAUUGUGAACUAAAUGUCUUUACCAUUUUACAUUUUUGUCGAAUUAUUUUAUGUGUAGGUAUUUGAUAAAAUUUUCCAUACGUAUUCAUAAAAAAUAAUAAAAAAGGGAUUCUCCGCUGCCCCAGAGCACCCAGACGUCUGAAUCCGACUCUGUGUUCCGUAGUGAGAUUCAUAUGGUAACUUGUAAUGUAAGCAAUGCUGUAACCCGGUCUGAGCUAGCCCGCACCUAGCCUAGGUUCGAAAUCAAGUACUUAGAAUAUAUAAAUGUAAUUAAUAAAUAAAUAAAUGCGUAGGAAAAAAUAGUCCAUUAAUACAUAUAUUACUAUUGUUUAUAAUAUUUUUUGUAUGUAACUAGAUAGAUAACGAGUAUGUUUAUCUUAUUACGGUUAACUCAUGAGAAAUGCCUUUAUAAUUUUAUCUUAGGUAGGUUAUAAGCUUUUUGUUACUAUUAGUAAGUAUAAAAAAAUUACUAUAUAACAGAAUAUCUUAUGGUUAUACGUAAUAAGAGUUAUUAAUAAAAAAAUAUUUUAGAACGCAAUGUUUUUAUUAAUGUUGCGAUCUGCCUGUUAACUGUUAUUGACUUUUCCCGAAAAUAAAACGGAACAUAUAAUUCCCUUUCUCGUUUUAAUGUUUCAAUUUA
This is a messenger RNA of Amyelois transitella, 2690 nucleotides long. RefSeq names its product probable cytochrome P450 49a1. The transcript has 10 exons. The record is from RefSeq and is a predicted model, not a curated record. Gene Ontology annotation, molecular function: iron ion binding; monooxygenase activity; oxidoreductase activity, acting on paired donors, with incorporation or reduction of molecular oxygen. Lineage: Eukaryota; Metazoa; Arthropoda; Insecta; Lepidoptera; Pyralidae. Bases 191 to 1816 code for a protein of 541 amino acids.